ACGGAAGCAUAUUAUCGUCAGAUUGCCAAGAUUCAUUUAGGUCGCUGUAGCCUUCCUUAUAAGACGUACAUUCACUUCAUGUUAGCACUCGGUGCCAAUCGAGAUUCACGUGAGUGGAGUCGGCUGCUGUGUAUCAGCAAGACCUACAAGUUCGUCAGGUACGUCACGAACGAUGGGGAGGGAGUCCGAACACACAGUGAAAGGAAUAAUGUCCCCUUUUCUGGUAGCAUGCAAAAAGUUCGUUAUGAAGACGCCGCCACAGCGCCGCCACGACUCUCGUGGAAGCCGCCUAUAGAUACAUACCCCUGCCGCGACCUCGCCCACGACCACGGAACUCACCUUCGCCGCCUCUCCACUCACCACGUCCACGGUAUCCUGCAAAGUAAAAUGAUGGGUCAAGAAUACAUCUUAGAACGUAGUAGGCAGAGAUCGACGUACCACCUCGCUCUCCACCACGUUCGCCGCGGAAUCCACCGCGCUCGCCGCCACGGUCGCUACGGAACCCACCACGACCACGCUCACCUCCACGGAAUCCUCCACGGUCACCACCCCGGCCUCUGAAUGAACCACGAUCACCUCGAUGUGCACCACGGCCUCGUCCACGACCACGGGCAGCGGAAGUGAAGCCAUCCUCCUCAGGAAGGGCACCUCCGUUCACAUGAUGUACACCACUGACAGGCGCUGUUGGAGAAGGGGGUUGCACCUGAGUUUCUGUACCAAAUUUGGCAUGAAGACCCGCAAUGGAAGGAAGGCCACCUUCAUCCUCGUCUGCCCAGUUGAUUGCACCGUUAGAAGUUGCUACGGGUACCUAAUACAAACCAUUUCAAAGACCAGCGCCUGCAGGAGCCUAGUGCAUAGACUCACCUCAGCAGUUGUCGUGAGGGUAACGGAGUCCUCAACAAAGCAACCUGGGUAGCCUCUGUGUCAUUGACAUGUACCCAUUCAGUCGAUUGCUCCAGAGCAGGCUGCGCUUCGGCCUCUGCCUCGAGUUCGUCAUCAACAACGAAGCGGAAGCUGGCAGAUGUGCCCAGCGAUAGAGGCAAACCACCAACGGUGAUUUCAGGCUCCGCAGCUGCCGCAGGCUCUUCAAGAUCAGCGACUGGCUCUGGUACAGGCGUUGGCACACGGGGUGGGUUAAGGAAUUGUUGAGUGAUUUCAAGGAGUCGGGAAUCUGGUAGUACAGUGUAAGAACGUAACACGGGGAGCCAGGAGGAGUGAACUUACACUCGACGCCGUUGAAAUCGCCCUCAGCAGAGUAGAAACCUCGGAUGACCUCGGCCUUAUUCUCGAUGUCUUCCCCGAGAAGAGCCUCAGUGGCAGAGUAAACUG
Messenger RNA from Somion occarium, 1329 nucleotides. Lineage: Eukaryota; Fungi; Basidiomycota; Agaricomycetes; Polyporales; Cerrenaceae. The record is from the annotation of a GenBank genome assembly.